This is a messenger RNA of Linnemannia hyalina, 1776 nucleotides long. NCBI's taxonomy places the organism in Eukaryota, Fungi, Mortierellomycota, Mortierellomycetes, Mortierellales, Mortierellaceae. The record is from the annotation of a GenBank genome assembly.
AUGACAAGCCCGACAUCACGAGCAAUCUCUCGACUGGGCAUCGGCUCCUACAGGCUGGCCCUGGGCGUCCCCGAGCACGAGCGAAUCCUCUACAGAGCCCUCGAGCGUCAAAAAGACCCCCGGCUCAACAUCAACCUCAUCGAUACCUCUUCCAACUACUCCAACGGCCGGAGUGAACAGCUCAUCGGGAAGGUCCUAUCGAACCCUCGACAUAACACGUUACGUCGGGACGAGAUUGUGAUAGCGACAAAGUUUGGGUACAUCCAGAACGAGAACAUGCGGCUCCUCUCUGAAGGUGUCUUCCAGAGGGUUCCGCCGGAAGAGAUUGUCGAGUACUCACGGGAAUGCUAUCACUCCAUCCACCCAGAGUUCAUGAGAGACCAGCUCACUCGGUCACUGGAAAGACUCAACACCAAAUACGUCGACAUCCUGUUUGUCCACAAUCCAGAGUACUUUUUGAUGACCAACGUUAAAGGCACCGAGGACAACGUCAAAAAGCACCAAACCAUCCUCCUGAACAGGUUAGCCAUCCUAUUCGAAGAACUGGAACGAGAGAUCGAAAAGGGUAGGAUUAGGGCCUACGGGAUCAGCAGUAACUCUUUCUCGCUCAAACCGUCCCAUGCACAUUUCUUGCCGUACCAGGAUCUGAUCAAGAUGGCGACCAGUGCCUUUGACCGGAUGAGGGUUCAGAGGGACCAGGAGCAUGCUUUGUUUCUCGAGCAGCAGCAACAACAGCAACCCUCAGGAGGUGUUAUUUCAGGUGGCAGGAGUGGAGGAAAGGUGUUCCCGCCAAGUAACAGCAGCAGUUUCAGCACCACCGCCAAAACCACACCCCUCUCACCCUCCCAAAAACCAGGACAGGGUUCUACCUCCGAGAAACGUGCCUCACAACCAACACCACCAAAAAUAGUCAACCGCACAACCCAUGGCCUAGGCUACCUCCAAAUGCCCGGAAAUCUACUCGAAACCGAGGGUCUCCACACCACAGCCAAAUGGGCCAAAGCCAAAAACCUCUCCGUCUUUAUCAACCGACCCCUCAACGCCAUGUCUCCCGAAUAUGGCCCUGCGCGUUUGGCUUCUUACCCGCCACCGCUUGCUCCGACCUACGCGGAGGCCAAGGAUGAGAUUCUGGGAGCAUUUGUGGCGCUAGGUAAGCAGAGGGAGUACCUCCAGUCAAAAAUGGGGAGGUUGAAGGAGAUGGUUGAGGGGUUGGAUGGGUCGUUGAAGACGGACAAGCUGUCAAUUAUUCAGAUGGAGGGUGCCUCGGUUAGGAACCAGUUACAUCAGGAGUUGGCAAAACCCGUUCCUGUCCCCUCCAAGACCAAGGGUUCUGGUACCACUUUGGGCACCGCGUCGUCGUCAUUGUCACCGGUUGCAGCUGCAGCAGUCGACGCCAUCAGGACCUCUCCCACUUCAACAAAGCCCCAUACUCCCCCAUCCACCUCCACAACGCCACCCUCCUCCACGACCCAUGGCACACACGGAAAAGUCACCGAACAUGAACUCGACCACCUCAUAAAAUCCCUCGACCAUUUCAUCCACGCCUUCCACCAACAAGUUCGCUUUCAAGAAUCCACCCGGAUCCGCAAUAUCAUGACCGAACGCGGUGUCAACCUGAAGGAAGUGCCGAUCGAACAGUUUGCGGUCGAGUACUUGUUGGAGCAUGACCAGGUUGAUGCUGUGUUGGUGGGUAUGAAGAGGGAGCCGUAUGUUGAUUUCGCGAGAGGGGUGUUAAAGUCCUUGGUUACUCCUCAACCUCCCCCUUCUUCGUCUUAG